Cherax quadricarinatus is the source of this 1526-nucleotide messenger RNA. RefSeq names its product G1/S-specific cyclin-D2-like. Gene Ontology annotation, biological process: mitotic cell cycle phase transition; regulation of cyclin-dependent protein serine/threonine kinase activity. Gene Ontology annotation, molecular function: cyclin-dependent protein serine/threonine kinase regulator activity. The record is from RefSeq and is a predicted model, not a curated record. Lineage: Eukaryota; Metazoa; Arthropoda; Malacostraca; Decapoda; Parastacidae. Gene Ontology annotation, cellular component: nucleus; cytoplasm; cyclin-dependent protein kinase holoenzyme complex.
CUGCGUGAGUGUACGUUGCUCUGGCUCGCUCCGCACCUCAGCACACGCUACUCUGGUCCACACAUACUCCUGGAUUAUACCAUAACCUUACAUUACUCCUGUGACAUCGUGUUUAGAGAGUGUUCUUCAUAAUUAUCAGUGACUUAAUAGUAAAGCAACAGUGCUAGUGUACCUGACUUUGAAAUAUAAGGUGUAUUACACCCUUACUUAUUGAGUUACAAGUUGGUCAGUGCUAGGACUCCUCCUCAGCCUGGUACGUCAAGCCUGAGGAUUACCACCUGGAGGACGGCUUAUGUGAUACGAAAUCCGGCUCUUGUUCAUAAUUUGAACUAGAGUCACAGCAGGUUUCUAGGAGGGCACAAGUGUCAGGCAUGGAGCUGUAUUGCUCAGAGGUGCCCACGUGCCCAGAGGAGACUAUAGCCAGUGAGGACCCGACACUCACCAGGGACGCCAGGGUACUGGACAACAUGAUGCAGUUACAGCUAUUUAAUGUACCUCCACAGAACUACUUCAAACACAUCCAGAGUGACAUCCAACCAUAUAUGCGCAAAGUCAUCACCAGAUGGAUGUUAGAAGUAUGUGAAGAGCAAGCCUGCGAGGACAGGGUUCUGGUGGUAGCCAUCAACUUCCUGGACAGGUUCCUGUGUUCGUGUGUGGUACAGAGAACCCAGCUCCAGUUGCUGGGAUCCGUGUGUCUCCUGCUGGCCUCCAAGCUACGACAAAGCCGGCCCCUCUCAGUUGACCUCCUCGCUUACUACACUGACUAUUCUGUUAGUGCUGAAGAAAUUAAGAGUUGGGAAUUGCUGCUGGUGUCCAAGCUGGGGUGGGACCUGGCACCCAUCACAGCUUGUGACUUCGUCGACCACCUCCUUCCUCUGGUUCCUGGUGUGGGACGGGAACCCAUCGUCAGAAAGCACGCAACUACCUUCAUUGCUCUGGCUGCUACUGAGCCAGAGUUCGUGCAGGUGGAGCCGUCUGCCGUGGCUGUGGCUUGUAUUGCGGCUGCUGUACGUGGGAUGAACCUGACGGAAUGGUCGUCGGUACUCGCAACUCUUGCCGGCGCUGUCAAUCUCGACGCUCACUCUCUCAUGCCUGUGGUAGAACAGAUCGACCUGGUGGUGGAGAACGAGACUGCCAUACUGCCGAGUAGUGAACACGAGCAUCAGCAACAGCAACAACAACUACAACAACCCUCAACGCCCACCAACAAGCACCAUCCCUCCACGCCCAUGGAGUUCGAUAUUAAUGAUACGCCAAAAGACCUCACGGAUAUACACUUCUGAUACCGAGGUCGACCGUAGUCGACCUCGGUAUCAUUCUCUUUUGCCCUCAGCGUCUGCAGGGACGCACAGGGAGUGUAGAAAUAACAGUUGUAACAGACGCGCUGCACAGACGUGGCCAGCUAAGCCCUCACACCGCCUCUACCUUCAGCACCAAGCCUCAGGUACUCGAGGGGCUCUCAAGGUUAAGCAAGUCAAAGUAGGUGAAACUGAUGCCUGCUUCUCUCUCUCUCUCUCUCUCUCUCU